This is a messenger RNA of Microsporum canis CBS 113480, 903 nucleotides long. RefSeq lists its product as uncharacterized. NCBI's taxonomy places the organism in Eukaryota, Fungi, Ascomycota, Eurotiomycetes, Onygenales, Arthrodermataceae. The transcript has a single exon. The record is from RefSeq and is a predicted model, not a curated record. The coding region runs from base 1 to 903 and encodes 300 amino acids.
AUGACGGCCCAUAACCCGAUUCCCACUACGGGCCACUUCAUCUUAUCCUGUCUUUCGUAUGCUUGCCCGAAGCUUUGUGACCAUGCAUCCUCCACACCAAAACGGGAACGAUGGACUAACGGCGUGUCUGAAAUUAACGGCAGCCAGGGCUUCAUGGGAGAUGAUGAAGUCCGCAAUGAGGACUAUAGGUGCGGAGGACCAGUGCUCGCAAAGAUGCCCGCCUCUAUCAAGCCACAUCCUAUACAGGACAUUAUUUUCCCACGGCCAUCAGAGUCUCAUCUACAGCCCUCCUCAGACCCUCCCGAAGAGUCUACUCUAAAAAAGGUGGAAGCUGUGUUGAGGACAUGGGAAAUUUCUUGGUCGGAGAUUAAAUUUGUCAAGCGGGUACCGUAUGACACUCAAUUCCCGAGCAUCAAUACGAUCUUGAUCCGUUCGUAUAGGCGAGAACUUGACCGCUCGUGGUACAACGCAUGCAAGGACAUUAUCCCACUUCUGGCUCCGCUUAAACCCCCUUUUAGCGUCGAAAUACUUGACAAUCGCGCUUGUGGUUGCCCAGCCAUAUCCGACAUAGACUCGGAUGACCCGAUUUACCUGGUAUCAAAGAGCCUGAACCAAGAACUUAGGAAGGCCAUACCAGAGCUUUCUGGACUGUAUAUGUGUCUCGUAGCUCUUUCAGCACCCCUUCUCGAGCUCAAUUCUACGGUCUUUGUCUCGGUACCGGAUAAUCUAGUUGACACCUGUGACUGGAGCGGUGUCCGAGACCAAAUCAUCACGGUGCUAGACGACAUCGGCCUCGACCAUAUUUCUGUUAUGAUAUACGCCGGACCGCUCCCAGUUCACUGCCCUUUGAUUGAACGCAAGGUCAGAACCGCCAAAGGCUUUCUAGUUGUUUCAGGAGAAUGA